GAAUGACCUUAUAAACUUCUACCAACUGUACUUAGUUUUAAGUUUUAACCAUGCUUGUUUUUCCACCAUCACCGGUUAAUUCCCCCUUAUUCCCCUUUUUUCCCCACUGACAUCGACAUUCCGCCUACCAAGACCUACAGUUUUCGUUCAGGAAUCGAGAAUCCUAACUGAUUCUUAGUGCUGUUUAUUACAAUUUGUUUGUUUGGAUGUUUUAUUUAUUUAUAUUUAUUCCAAAUGUUAGUCCAUAUUAUAUUAUACUAUAAAACUAUGAGUGAUACCUAUCCUUCAAAAUAAUAUUUCGACGUUACAAGAAGGUUCCUUAAAUCCUAUUUAAAAAGAAUCUACUGAAGGACCAACAUUUAAAUGUCAAAAUCCUUUCAUGUGAGUAAAUUGACAGGUAGAAACAAUUGUUAUAAAUAUUACAAACUAAAGAAUUUUCAUUUAGGGUAAAGUAGGAUAGGUUAAAAGUAAUAUCUACAAGAAUGGGUCGUAUGUCCGGAAUAAAGUGGGAAAGAGCUUCACAGUGCAGGCCUGUUCACAAUAUAAUUUCAUCUGAUUUCCCCAAGUACAAUCCCCAACCAUGGAAAUUUAUGGAAGGGCGUUCUCAAAUACAAUGGAUUUUGUCGUAUGAAUAUCAAAGGAUGUGGUUAGAUGAGAGAGAAGCUUGGAAGAAGCGCAUGUAUCCCGAAAAUACUACAGUUAACGUGGAUAUCGUAAAGCGCUACGUUUUAACAUUUAAAACGAACCAUCACCCUCCUAAGCAGGAACAGAAAUUACCGUUUAAAAUAAAAAAGUUUGAAGGAGUGGGAAGUAAAACGUCUUCCAAACGUACAACGGGCGAUAAAGCAAUGGAAUACAAAAAAAAUAAGAAAACCGAAUAGUAAAUUUGUCACAAGAGAUGAAUUAAAUAUUUGACAUUGUUUGUAUCAUUUAUGUUUGUUAUAUCUACUUAUUAUAUUAGCGCUUUAUUUUCCAAUAAAAUAUAUU
This is a messenger RNA of Pararge aegeria (speckled wood butterfly), 987 nucleotides long. RefSeq lists its product as uncharacterized. Bases 483 to 881 code for a protein of 132 amino acids. Lineage: Eukaryota; Metazoa; Arthropoda; Insecta; Lepidoptera; Nymphalidae. The transcript has 3 exons. The record is from RefSeq and is a predicted model, not a curated record.